AACCAAGCAGCAUGGAGAUAACAACACUGUGCAUCAUUGUUGCUGCUCUGAGAAUCGUUCCUGACAGAACUCAGUUCUUUCAGUAUGAGUCUGUCUCUCUGAGCUGUGGGGAGCACAGAAAAUCCUCCGAAUGGACAGUUAAGAGAAACACAUCCCGUAACUUAAAUGAACAGUGUCCAAGAAAACCAAAUGAAUCCAACUGCUUCUAUGAUGACGUUUACCCCAUGGACAGUGGAGUUUACUGGUGUGAGUCAGGAGCAGGAGAGUGCCGUGAUGCUGUCAACAUCACUGUGACUGGUGGAUCUGUGAUCCUGGAGAGUCCAGUCUUCCCUGUGCAGAAGGGAGAAGCUGUGACUUUGCGUUGUACUGACGACGAUAAGACAAUAUCGUCAUCCAACCUCACCGCUGAAUUUUAUAGAGAUGAUCUCUUCAUCGGGAGCAGCUCUACAGGAAACAUGACCAUCCACAGUGUUUCCAAAUCUGAUGAAGGGCUUUACAAGUGUAACAUCUCCGGAGCUGGACAAUCACCAGACAGCUGGCUGGCUGUCAGAGAAGAAGUUGAACGUCCUGAAUAUUUUCGUCCCCCAUAUGCGCACGUUCUGCUUCCUGUGGUUGGCGUUUGCCUCUUGCUGGCAUCUGUGAUGCUGUUCUGCCAAUGGAGGAGCCACAAAGAAAUGUGCAAAAUCCACCUGAUGUGUAGCGGUGAGACGACUAAAAACGACUGUGACGUGUCGUACAUUGAUGUUACUAUCACACAGGCGGUGCAGCCAAAGAAGGACAAAGAAAGAGAUUCAACUGUAUACUCAACAAUCAAACUAGGAGCCACCUCACAGGAAAGAGCAGAACCACCGUUGAAGUCUGUUAAUUAG
Molecule: messenger RNA, 869 nt
Organism: Scomber japonicus (chub mackerel)
Lineage: Eukaryota; Metazoa; Chordata; Actinopteri; Scombriformes; Scombridae
Product: low affinity immunoglobulin gamma Fc region receptor II-b-like
Exons: 6
Coding region: 12-869 (285 amino acids)
Biological process (GO): cell surface receptor signaling pathway
Molecular function (GO): transmembrane signaling receptor activity
Source: RefSeq, a predicted model, not a curated record